AUGAAUCCCACAGAACAUGCAAAGUUGAUGCGACAAGUUGAUGAACUUCUUGCUAAAGGAUUUAUUCGAGAGAUCAUUAGUCCUUGUGCCGUACCCGCUCUACUCAUACCCAAGAAAGAUGGCACGUGGAGAAUGUGUAUUGAUAGCUGGGCUAUCAACAAGAUUACAGUCAAAUAUCGGUUUCCCAUACCAAGGCUCGAUGACAUGUUGGAUAUGAUGACCGGUGCCACUAUCUUUUCCAAGAUAGAUUUGAAAAGUGGAUAUCAUCAGAUUCGUGUUCGGCCAGGAGAUGAGUGGAAGACAGCCUUCAAAACAAAAGACGACCUAUAUGAAUGGUUAGUCAUGCCUUUUGGACUAACCAACGCACCAAGCACUUUCAUGAGAGUUAUGACACAAAUUUUGAGGCCAUUCAUGGGUAAAUUCUUGGUUGUUUAUUUUGAUGAUAUCUUAAUCUAUAGCACCUCACAAGAGCAACACCUUAGCCAUCUAAAACAAGUCUGCACGGUUCUUCGAGCAGAGAAGCUGUUUGCUAACCUUAAGAAGUGUUCCUUCAUGUCUAGUGAAGUUAUCUUCUUGGGGUUUGUUGUAUCGUUUGAAGGCAUGAAAGCUGAUCCGGAAAAGGUAAAGGCCAUUGUUAGUUGGCCAGAACCAACAAAUAUCCACAAAGUGCGUAGUUUUCAUGGAUUGGCCAUAUUCUAUUGUCGUUUUAUUCGUGGGUUUAGUUCAAUCACGGCUCCUCUCACGGAUUACAUGAAGAAGGGAGAAUUCCACUGGUAUAAUGUUGCUGCAAAAGCAUUCAAAGAGAUUAAGGCUAAAAUGGUUGAGGCUCCAGUAAUGCGUCUUCCAGAUUUCUUAAAGCAUUUUGAUGUAGCUUGUGACUCGUCAGGGGUAGGGAUAGGCGGAGUAUUGAGUCAAGAAGGACAUCCAGUGGCUUAUUUCAGCGAGAAAUUGAAUGAAGCCAAGCAAAAAUAUUCUACCUAUGAUAGAACCAUGAGGCUCUGCGAUAAUUGGUGGGUUGAGUUCCUUCAAGAGUACACGUUUGUGUUGAAACAUAAAGCUGGUGUGGAGAAUAAACCAGCAGAUGCUCUCAGUCGUAAGAUUGAAAGAAGACUAUCCGAUAUGUCCAGAUUUGGGAAGGUAUAUGCUGCACUUUUAGAAGACAAAUCCAGAAGUAAUGAAUUUGUUUUACAAGAUGGUUUUCUCUUCAAGGGUAAUAAACUUUGCGUUCCCCGCACAUCAGUACAAGACUUUCUGGUUUUGGAGUUGCAUGCUGGUGGAGUAGCUGGUCAUUUUGGGAGAGACAAAACCAUUGCUCUUGUGGAAGACAGAUUUUAUUGGCCAAGUCUCAAACGUGAUGUUGCCAAGAUUGUGGAACAAUGUCGUACUUGUCAACUUGCAAAACAUAGAAGGCAAAAUACAAGGUUGUACACUCCAUUACCGGUACCCCAUGUUCCAUGGCAAGAUAUCAGCAUGGAUUUUGUACUUGGGCUACCGACGACACUGAGGAAGCACGAUUCUAUCUUUGUGGUAGUGGACCGUUUCUCCAAAAUGGCCCAUUUCAUCCCUUGCUCUAAGACAUUCGAUGCUUCUAAAGUGGCUAAACUUUUCAUGGAUGACGUGUUUUCUUCCGCUUAUCAUCCACAGACAGAUGGGCAAACCAAAGUGGUUAAUCGAAAUUUGGGCAAUUUGUUGCGAUGUUUGGUUGGUGAGCACUUUAAGUCAUGGAAUUAUGUGUUACCUAUUGCGGAGUUUGCUUAUAAUAAUUCAGUCAACAGAACAACUGGGAUGAGUCCGUUUGAAGUUGUGUAUGGUCAUAAACUUAGGGCUCCUAUAGACCUCAUGCCCAUGUCAGCUUCGCAUAGAUCAUUUGCGUCUGCCAAUGAAUUUGCACACCACAUUCAUGACUUACAUGCCGAGAUUAUUCAAAGGAUUAACAAUAGCAAUGCCACAUAUGAAAGGGAUGCUGAUGUUCAUCGCAGAUUGAAGGAAUUUUCAGUUGGUGAUUUUGUUAUGGUUCAAAUUAAGCCAGAACGAUUUCCUCAGGGAAUUGCAAAGAAGCUGCAAGCUCGUAGCAUGGGACCUUUUAAAGUUUUGAAGCGAUUAGGCUCAAAUGCAUAUAUGUUGCAGCUUCCUCCUGAAAUGGGGAUCAUCCCAAUUUUUAAUAUUGAAGAUUUGGUGCCAUACAAGGAACCUGCCGCCUUUGACAAUACUUCUGCCGAGAAUUCAGAUCCAUUUUCUAUAUCUGAUUUUUCUUCCCUAACCCCACUCUUACCGCACCCUAGGCCUAAAGAAAAGGACAUUGUUGAAGAUAUUUUGGACGAUCAUAUUGUUUCUACUAGACAAGGUGGAUAUCAUAAAUUCCUAGUCAAGUGGAAGAAUAGACCAAAUUCAGAUAGUACUUGGAUUACACAAGAGGACCUACAACGCAUUGAUCCCGACAUUCUUGAGCGUUACUACAGUUUUAUCUCACCGGAGUCGAGCUCUCUUCAGCCCGGGGGAAUUGAUGCGGACAUCUAUGACAAACCUUUUAAGGUUUACAAAAGAAGGAAGAAGCGAUCAGCCAAUCCAAGAUUAUCAUUAUGGUCGGGGUGA
Messenger RNA from Prunus armeniaca (apricot), 2592 nucleotides. Lineage: Eukaryota; Viridiplantae; Streptophyta; Magnoliopsida; Rosales; Rosaceae. The record is from the annotation of a GenBank genome assembly.